AUGACUGAACCACAGAAGUCCGACCAGCCUCCUCAGCCAAAGGACCGUAGAAACUCUGAAGCGCCUGAAAAUGUCAAACAGUCUACAGCAAAAACGCCCGUUGCACCAAAGGCGACUUCUGAAUCGACAGAUCCUGCUGCGGCGAAGACAUCUACAGAAUUACAGUCAGCUACGAAACUGAAAAACUUAUGUGACCAGGGAAAUGAUGCUAAAUUCGACCAAUCUGCUGCAACAGGACAGCUCGUCAAAUAUGCGCAGCCUGGCGAGCCAGUGAAUACUCAUGAAUCAACAGAGCGGGCCAAAACCACAAGGCCUAUUCAAGCUGGAACUCAGGCUGAAACGGCUAAAUAUGCCCAAGACGACAAGCCUGCCACAAAGCUACGUUCUUCCCCACCAGUCAGCCCUACUAGAGUUUACGAGUUUAGUGAAGACGAAGAACCUGCCGAAGAAGAAGAGCGUAGAUCUCCCCGGUCUUAUCACGACAAGAGCCCAUAUGAGACCGGAAGCCCUACUCGACGGAGAAGUGACCUUGAUCUGGAAGUGCCUAUUGAAGUUGACAGGCCUACUAAAUCACCAAAACCUGAGAGAAAUGCAAAGCCUAGCAAAAAUCGGGAAUCUGGCAAAGGCAGUAGAUCUGACAAAGCCAAGAGAUCCAGCAGCACUAAAUCCCCUGGACUCGGAGAUGUAGUCCAUGUGAACAUGGUGAAUCACGAACUCAGAAAAGCACUUUCAAAGCUGAAAGAAGUCAACGAGAAGCUCGAGACUAACAAGAAAGACCUAAAGAGUAAAGAGGACUCUCUAAAAAACGAAUCCGAAAUCGAUAAGCUUACCGACAAACGAAAGAAGUUGAAGGAAAAACGGAAUACGCUAGAAACAGAGAUUAAAGGCCUGCAGGGGAGCCUUAGAAACGCUUACAAGUGUCAAGGGUAA
Messenger RNA from Fusarium pseudograminearum CS3096, 930 nucleotides. RefSeq lists its product as uncharacterized. The coding region runs from base 1 to 930 and encodes 309 amino acids. Lineage: Eukaryota; Fungi; Ascomycota; Sordariomycetes; Hypocreales; Nectriaceae. The record is from RefSeq and is a predicted model, not a curated record. The transcript has a single exon.